UCGCGUUCCAUUGUUGCGUCAGAGCCAGAGUACGUCGGGCGGCGUCGUGACGCACACUCAGCCAGUUAGCAGGUAGUUGUCCCGAGGUUCGCUAGACCUAGCACUGUUGUCACAGCCAACCGUGUCAUUCGACCACCGGGCGGCGUCUGUGAAUUCGUCUCGAAAGGAACAGCAGCAUCGAAAUGUCGCGCCUCGCGGUGGCGUUACUUCUGAUUUGUCUCCACGCGGGAUCUGUUUACGGAAUCGAUUGCAGCUAUGCAACCUCUAAGAGUUUUUUCGAAGACGUAUUAACUACAUGCCCAAGACUGACAGAUGCACGAGACAAAACAUAUUGCUGCAUUGAUAUCACUAAUGAGAGAGCCUAUUGCUGCAAUGCCGAGGAGUUUGCGCUGCAGGCUGGAAGCAUUUUAAUUCCGGCAAUAAUUGGAGUGGUUGUAGUCAUUGGACUAAUGGUAUGCUGCAUAUCUUGCCUCUGCUGCAGCUGUUGCCCCUGGUAUCGCCGUCGUCAAGGCACCGUCUAUGGAAAUCUUCAAGCACCUGUAGUGCAAGUAAUUCAGCCCCAGGCGAACAUUCCACCAAGUUACAUCAGCCAACCUGCUCAAAACUAUGCGCCACCAUAUCCAACAGGCUCGACAGGGAUGGCGCAACCCCCACCGUACACUAAUGAAGCAUAUGCUAAACAAGCUCCGUACAAUCCUAAUUAUCUGCCAUCACAGUGAUAAUUAUCGAUGAAAAAUUUAUAAUGGUCCUCUCCAUUGUUUACGCGGUGAUCAUCGUUAGCCUCAAAUUUAUACAACAGAAUAUGUCAUUUAUGUGUUGUCUUACCACAAUCGUAAUUCAUGAAUGAUUGUCAUCCAUAAACACUCGCAGAAAUUUUUACUUUUUACAGUUGUAUGUUUUUCUUGGUUGAUACAAAAUGUAUUCUAAAAAAAAAUAGUUUAUAAAUCCGUUUUUUUUACAAAAACGGACAGAACAAAUUUUGUGAAAUACUCUCGAAGAAAUAUGAAUUUAUAUAAUAAAGAAAAAAAUAAAUUAUUAAAAAAAAAUUGUAUAAGCACUAAAAUAUUUUCUUGAUACAACUUUAUCCAUUAUUGUAGAUAAAAUUAAUGUUCCACAUAAGUUUUAUUAAUCUUGUAUCUUUAAAAAUUGUAACGAUAUACUGAAUUCUGAAACAAUAAGAGUCCUUUAAACAGGAA
Monomorium pharaonis (pharaoh ant) is the source of this 1196-nucleotide messenger RNA. Its product is annotated as protein shisa-5. The record is from RefSeq and is a predicted model, not a curated record. NCBI's taxonomy places the organism in Eukaryota, Metazoa, Arthropoda, Insecta, Hymenoptera, Formicidae. The transcript has 5 exons. The coding region runs from base 183 to 719 and encodes 178 amino acids.